GUCUCCACUGCUAUGGUUACAAACUAGCAGUUGAGCCAGCGCAAUAAUUUAGAGCCUGUCAUCUGUAUUCACCCAGACCAUGGUAUAAGACAGGAUAUCCGCCCUUUAUAUUGACAACCUUUUUAUUUGUCUGCACAUCCUCCCUUUACAUAAAAGUAGGCUGUCGCCAUGACCUUUUGUUGAUGGUGGCAGGGCUGUCACUCAUGUAGAUCUGUUAUGUUCCUAUCAAUAUGAUAGGAUGGACUCCACCCAGAGAGGACAGCAGGCAGAGAGAGAGAGAGAGCAGAAAGAGGAAGACAGAAGAAGGCCUAUUUCACAAACAACCCAUGGGCCUUCCUCCAUAUGCCCAGCAGAUGGCAGGAGAGCACCAAGUUUUAAAUGAAAUGCAUACAGACCUCCACAGUCACCAGAUCUCAAGCACCUUUGGGAUGUGGUGGAACGGGAGAUUCACAUCAUGGAUGUUGCAGCUGACAAAUCUGCAGCACCUGUGUGAUGCUAUCAUGUCAAUAUGGACCAAAAUUCCUGAGGAAUGUUUCCAGCACCUUGUUGAAUCGAUGCUACCAAGAAUUAAGGCAGUUCUGAAGGCAAAAGGGGCCCCACUUGGUACUAUUAAUCAGAUCUGAGGAGUUCUCCAGCUGCCUCUCAUGUAUCUCUCAAUCUGCAGCACUAGAUGGCACCUCUCUUCCAUCAGUGGUCUUCAUCGUUCAUUCCUGACUGACAGAAAAGAGACUGUUAACACAUGAGGAGUGGAUUUUAUUUCAGAGAGGAGAGGAGAGAGGAGUACAGGAACCUCUGGCCCAACAGAUCCCGACUCAGUACCUCUUGUGCGGCCCCAACAUGGAGGACACCCCAGACCAAACAGCCGAUCUGUUCUCUGAUCAGAAUCAAAGCUUCGAGCUCAACAUGACGGCCGCUAACACCAGCUCAGUUUUUGUGGAUGUCAUGUCGCCAGAGAUGAACAAAGCCAUCAACAUCCUUAUGAUAAUCUGUAUGUUGAUCACCAUGGUUUCAAUGGGAUGCACCAUGGAGGUUUCCAAGAUCAAGCAUCACAUAGUGAAACCAAAGGGGGUGGCCAUAGCACUGUUGGCUCAGUAUGGAGUCAUGCCUCUGACAGCUUUCUGCCUGGCUAAGGUGUUCCAGCUGGCUGAUAUGUUGGCUGUGGUGGUUCUGAUCUGUGGCUGCUGUCCUGGAGGAAGCCUCUCCAACCUCCUGUCCCUUGCUCUAAAGGGAGACAUGAACCUCAGCCUCGUGAUGACGUCCUGCUCUACGCUGCUGGCCCUGGGCAUGAUGCCUCUGCUGCUCUACCUCUACUGUCAGGGCUUCGACCUGCAUAACGCAGUGCCCUACGUUGACAUCAUCAUAUCGCUGGCUCUGAUCCUCAUACCCUGCGGUGCCGGCAUCCUCAUCAACCACUACAGGCCGCAGUUAGCCAAGACUGUCACAAAGGCAGGCCUCAUUUUCCUGGGUAUCUUUAUGGUGGUGAUCGCCGCCGUCGCUAGCUUUGCCAUCGGAGACACUCUUCUCACAGUGCUGUCUCCUCCCCUCAUGGCCAUCGCUGCUCUCAUGCCCUUCACAGGCUACGUCUUCGGAUACGUCAUCUCCUCGCUCUUCAGACUCAGCCAACCGGAGCGGAGGACUGUUGCUAUGGAAACAGGCUGUCAGAACAGCCAGCUGUGCUUCACUAUCCUGAAACUGGCCUUUCCCCCGGAGCUGACUGGCCCUCUGUUCCUGUUCCCUAUGGUGUAUGUGAUAUUCCAGCUGAUGGAGGCGGUGCUGCUCAUUACGUUGUUCUGGGGUCACCACAGGUUCGCACGCAAACAGAAAGAGAAAGUGACAUACCAGCCUGCAACCACUGAAGAGAAGUCAAAAGAGGCCUCUGAGGGCACGGUAUGAUGAUGGAGCUUUAUUGUUUCUAAUAAUGUGAACUCUUGCUGACCGGAGCCUCCAGCUUGAUGGAGACUGAAGGAAACCUGCACUUCUUUUUUAACACAUGAUGUAUAACUGCAGAGAAGCCAUUUUGUGCCAAAUCAUUU
Molecule: messenger RNA, 2033 nt
Organism: Epinephelus fuscoguttatus (brown-marbled grouper)
Lineage: Eukaryota; Metazoa; Chordata; Actinopteri; Perciformes; Serranidae
Gene: slc10a1
Product: solute carrier family 10 member 1
Exons: 11
Coding region: 838-1893 (351 amino acids)
Biological process (GO): bile acid and bile salt transport
Cellular component (GO): membrane
Molecular function (GO): bile acid:sodium symporter activity
Source: RefSeq, a predicted model, not a curated record